This is a messenger RNA of Ailuropoda melanoleuca (giant panda), 5774 nucleotides long. RefSeq names its product terminal nucleotidyltransferase 5C (gene TENT5C). The record is from RefSeq and is a predicted model, not a curated record. Gene Ontology annotation, molecular function: RNA binding; poly(A) RNA polymerase activity. The transcript has 3 exons. Gene Ontology annotation, biological process: mRNA stabilization. The coding region runs from base 254 to 1429 and encodes 391 amino acids. NCBI's taxonomy places the organism in Eukaryota, Metazoa, Chordata, Mammalia, Carnivora, Ursidae.
CGCUCACUCGGUGCCGCUGCUUGGGGGCUGUAGUGACCGUGCCGCUCCUGCUGGGGGCUGCCCACGCCAAGGACCUGCCUCUGUCGUCCCUCUUCCGCCGCCCAGGGAGGCAGUCUGGCUGGACCAGCAGGGGUUCUGUCCUUUGACAUUCUUGUUUGUGAAGAUGGAAAACUUAAUAUCUCUGGAGUCAAGCUUUUACUUGAGAUAACUGAAACCUUGUGCCUUAAGUUUCCCCGCAAGAACGCCCCCCAAGAUGGCAGAGGAGAGCAGCAAUACCAGGGACUGCGUGUCCUUCAGCGUGCUCAACUGGGAUCAGGUUAGCCGGCUGCACGAGGUCCUGACCGAGGUCGUACCCAUCCACGGACGAGGCAACUUUCCAACCUUGGAGAUAACUCUGAAGGACAUCGUCCAGACCGUGCGCGGCCGGCUGGAGGAGGCCGGCAUCAAAGUGCAGGACGUCCGGCUGAACGGCUCCGCGGCGGGCCACGUCUUGGUCAAAGACAACGGCCUGGGUUGCAAAGACCUGGACCUGAUCUUUCACGUGGCUCUUCCCACGGAGGCAGAAUUUCAGCUGGUCCGAGAUGUGGUGCUGUGCUCCCUUCUGAACUUCCUGCCGGAGGGUGUGAACAAGCUCAAAAUCAGCCCGGUCACCCUGAAGGAGGCGUAUGUCCAGAAGCUGGUGAAGGUCUGCACGGACACGGACCGCUGGAGCCUGAUUUCCCUCUCCAACAAGAACGGGAGGAACGUGGAGCUGAAAUUCGUCGACUCCAUCCGGCGCCAGUUUGAGUUCAGUGUGGACUCGUUUCAGAUCAUCCUGGACUCUCUGCUCUUCUUCUAUGACUGCUCCAGCGGCCCCAUCUCUGAGCAUGUCCACCCCACAGUGAUCGGGGAGAGUGUGUACGGGGACUUCGAGGAAGCCUUUGACCACCUGCAGAACAGACUGAUCGCCACCAAGAACCCCGAAGAGAUCAGGGGUGGGGGCCUGCUCAAGUACAGCAACCUUCUCGUGCGGGACUUCCGGCCCACCGACCAGGAAGAAAUCAAAACUCUCGAGCGUUACAUGUGCUCCAGGUUUUUCAUCGACUUCCCGGACAUCCUCGAACAGCAAAGGAAGCUGGAGACCUACCUUCAAAACCACUUUGCCGAAGAAGAGAGGAGCAAGUACGACUACCUCAUGAUCCUUCGCAGGGUAGUGAACGAGAGCACCGUGUGCCUCAUGGGGCACGAGCGGAGGCAGACCCUGAACCUCAUCUCCCUCCUGGCCUUGCGCGUGCUGGCAGAACAAAACAUCAUCCCCAACGCCACCAACGUCACCUGUUACUACCAGCCAGCUCCUUACGUCAGUGAUGGCAACUUCAACAACUACUAUGUUGCCCAUCCCCCAGUCACCUACAGCCAGCCGUACCCUACCUGGCUGCCCUGUAACUAACCUUGAGACCUGAGGGCUUCCACAGUGGGAGCCCCAAUAGGGCAAGGGCUCUCAGGUAGGGGAGCCUCCUUCUAGAUGUAGGUGUUUGGCUUUUAAAGGGGAACUCAGCUCUGAUUCUGCUCUUUUUAUCUUUGUGCACCCAUUGGAAUGGGUCUACAGUAUAUCAUGAGCCAACCCUAAAGGGACCCAUUAUUCCAGUGCCACUUUGGAAAAUGCUAUAGGAAGUACGACCUAUCCACAUCUUUCCAAGAUAGACACUAGCAUGCCAUGUCCCAAACAUCCGCAUGGGGAGAUUGGAGCUCCGUGCGCUAAUGAAAUCUGGGAGAAUGCUUGGGCAGUGUCUCUUCUCAGUCAAGCCUAGAGUAGGCUCUGUUGGCCCUCAUGUGGGAUUCUCAGCUAUUCUAUGAAAGUUGUGGUUUAUAGUCUAUUUUCUUGUACCAAUUUUAGCCAGGCAGAAAAUGGUGGACAUGAGAGUGGUCACAUGACUUCAUUUUUGUUCAAGGGACUGAAUUGCCUAUGUUUGUUCCCUAGUAGCAGAGCUGAGGAUUUCUUUCAUGAAUAAACCAAAGCCGGUAGCUGGAGAAUUGAGAUCUGGUUGACAGUGGUUUAUGGUUUAGAUGGUGUGUUCUCACGAGGAAUUGUGAGAUAUUGCUGAAAAAAAAAAAAAAGACCUUUGCUUGAAAUGUAACUUGAAAACAAAAUAAAAUGUGGAACACAAUGUUAAAGCAGAAUUGUGGUGGCGGCAGGGUGGGGGAGGGGUGAUUGUAAAUAGGAAAUGUGAAUGUUCAGUUUUUGUUUUUUCCCUUUAAGGAAUUCUUAUUGAAUGACACUUCCCCCCCCCCACUUUCGUUUUGCUUUUCCUAAGACUAAGGACUGUGCUGAGUUCCAGAGUCCUUGUAGUAACUGACAUGAGAGAGUCUUCCCAUGUUUUAAUUGGAAACCCGUUUUGGUCACAUUCCAAGUAUGACAAGCUGUUUUUUUUGGAGUCCCUUGGCUGAUUACUUUUUGUUUGUUUUUGUUCUCUCUUCAAAAAAAUAGUGAUUUCCUUCUCCAGGCUUUUUUUGGGGCAGCACAUGAAUUCGGGGUUUUCAGUAGGAAGGAAUGACCUGUGGCAUGACCUGCUGCUGUGGGCAGAGUCCUCUGGCUUCCGAUUGUUUUAGAAUCGAGCCCACUGUCCCUGCGCUGUGUGUGAGGUAGGGCUUCGCACUCAUCUGGGCUUGGUGAGCACCGGGGCUGCCAGGGCACCUUGUAAUGAUUAAUUCUGGUGGAUUCGGGGAAGAAUGGAGUAAAUGGAGAAUGGUCUUCCUUAUUCUGGUAGAUUUGACCAUACUUGUUUAUAUUGUGCACUUUAGAAGGAAAACAGUGUUAAUCUCCAGUCUAAAGCAAGCUUGGUAAACGGGAAAGUUCUAGGCUACUGCUUUCCCAGUUGAUCUAGAUAAGGAAUUUUGUGUUUUGAAACUUUUGUAGAAUCUCUUAGAAAGCCUCACUCUAGGGUACUGAGGGCAAAGGAACUCAGUAUCACCAGCCAGCUUGGUCUAUAAAGUGAUUUCAUCAAAUCCACACUCCUGAUUUUUCCUCUCUCCUGUGGCCAUAAAAAUCCCAACCCCUGAGUGAUUACUCUCCUUUCUCCUUGCUUUAAGCAAUGAAGUUACCUUAAUGCAGAAAGGCUUAGCAGAAAACGAGGGGUUUACCCUUUUCUGAAGAUGGUAUUUUCAGGGUUUUUGGUUUUUUGGGGAAUGUGAUGUGUUGGUCCUCUUAAAAGCAGAUUGGGCAUGACUGAACCCCAGGGCUCAGCUGGUAUCCGUGUCGUGUUACCCUAGGUGAAUAGAAGCCACUUCUCUGUGUAAGUAACCGGCUCCGGUUUGCCUGUGAACUGUAGUUACAUUUGAAUGCACUGGCUUUGAAUCUAGACUGGUUCCAUGUUGAGGGGGGACCCCGGCAUGCUUCAGGGUUAAAAGGGGGGGAAUGAAGAGUGAAUCCCAACUUUAAAAACUACGUGCUCAUCCAUGACAUUAAAAGGCUGCCAUUGUGGUCUAAUGGCAACAUCUUUGUGCAAAAGUGACAGAUCUGAUUAACCAAAACUUUGAGAUGUGAUGAAGCCACCAACAUGAGCAGUUGCUAUCAGAAGUCAGUCAGUAUUGCUCCUACAAGAAGGCUUGGGGAUCAUGGUGUCGAGGCUCCAGACGAAGGUAGAAUCAGAACCAUAUCGAGUAAUUAAAUUUCUACUUUGCCCUUGGAGUUCUUUCUGCUUAUAUUUUUUUUUUUUUUUUUUUUUUUUGCUGACUGGUACUAAUCCUUCUCUGAGGGUGAAAGGAAGCCCAGAAGUGGUUAGAAAUUCCCAGUCUCCCCCUCCACCCCCCCACCAAGUUCUUUACCACCAUUGCACAAUGACCAUCUUGGUGUAAUCUGUUCACCUGAAGUUAGCCAUUUUGGAGUUUGAAAGUAGACACAUGUUCUAGAACCAUUGGGGUAAAAAGCUGCACUGACCAAAGCUGUGUUUCUAAAACAUCUCCCCGGUCCAGUGGUAUCUCUACCUGCUCUACAAGGCCUUUGCCAGCCUCGGAAUAGAUCGGGUAACCUUGAAUUUCAGGUGUUUGGAAAUUCCAGCUGAAACCUGCCUUUUGUGCUGUUCACACAAGCACCAGGUCCUCUGAACUGGUACCAAGCCCUGUGGUUCCUCUUUUUUUGCGUGUUGAGUAACAUGAAACUUGGCAGUGGUCAAGGGCACUAAAGUUCAAGCACAGAUUCUAAUAGAAAUCUAAGCAGGCGCACUUGCUUCAGGACUCUGAAGUUCUCUGAUGCUUUCUGCAAGUAUGCAGCUUGUUUUCCUGGCCUGCUUCUUGGAAUCCAUUCGAGCACUGAGAUUAAAACAGUGCCGUUUCCCCUUGUGUUGGCAGAAAGGCACAGCCUAAAUUCCUGGCCUUGAGCUUCAGUCUCACCCUUAAAUUUUACUUUGGCAGUAAGACGCGAUUCCUCACUCAACUUCAACUCUGAAACGAAACUCGCUAUCACAGACACCUUCCAAUCAGUGUUCCUGCUAACCGCAUGUGGGCUGGGGUGUGGCCCACACCUGGGAGCACCUGGCAGCCGGGGAGACUUGGGUAGGAAGGAUGCUGGGGCCCCGCCCUGUGCUAACAGAUGUGGUUUGGUGGUCAAAUUCCCCCCGCCCCCUGCCAGUCUGAUUUUCCCUGGGGAUUUGAGUCACUGCGAGCUGUGUGUAAACCCAUGUUUUGUGGUGACAUGUUAGUAAUCAAAUCGCUAAUGCCCUGAAUCUGCUCGUCCUUCUGCCUCCCUGCGAGCACUAGCUCUUUACCUUCAUGGUAGGUUAGGGUUCUAACUAGCACUGCUUUGUUAACUUGGAGAAAGGGUGCCACUCAGGUGACUUCCUCACUUUAGGAACGCCUCCUUUCCAGUGAACUUUCUGGUACUGGCGCCUUGUUUUAGGGUGCACAUAGAUUCUGAGCUCAGAUGUAUUGAUAGUUAUUCAUCUGCGGGAAGAGACCCUGUAGCCCCCUGGGGCCAUGAUUUCCUAGGGCUCUCUAUGAGGGAGAACCCUCGGUUGGAUUCUGUAAGGUGAAGAACUCCCAUUUGCCAGGGUUAGAUUCAGAUCUUUAAUCUGGCGGAGACCAGAAUGUCCAGUUGAUUUUGGAACCUAUUCCCGUUCAGCCAAUUACAUUCCGAGGACCAAGGGAGAUACGUAGGGAGGACGUGUUUUAAAAGACCUGGCAACUUUUCAGGAUUACUUGUGGAGACUCCCCAAGGUGAGGAUCAGGAAAGAAAAUGUGUUUUUGUUUUUGUUUUUUUUUUUUUGGUGAGUUCUUAAUCUUGUUUACUUAUCAUUUUUUUUCAAAAAUCAUUUAAGUGUAAGCUAAAGAAAACGCUUGGAGGUUUGCCUGGGCUGGUGAGAGUUGGUACAAAUUGUCGUGUGUGUUUGGAUAGGAAGGUGAGAAGACGAUGCACUAAAGAGGAAGUCGUUAAAUAAAAUGGAUAUGUGGGCGUUUUAAAACUCAAGCCAUCUGGUCUUUUUCCACCCCUCCUCAAAGGAUAAAAAAAAAUAGCUGCUUUAGGAAAAUUAAGAGUUUUUAUUCAAUAAUUUCCAAAUUAAUAUAGAUGAAAAGUAAGAUACUCAGAGUGAAUUGGAAGCUUUUUGCGAUUCUGAAUUUGCAUAGCCUUCAAAAUACUAAUUUCUUAGUGAUGCCUAAGAUAUGUGAGGUUUCCUCUUUGGUGUGAUGGUCAUUGACCUUCUUAUGUGAUGAAGGUGAAAUCACUUGUCAGUGCAAACUGUCUUAGAAGUUGAUGAAAUAAAGCUUUGAGUUUGAGAAAUAAAGAUAUAUUUAAAAAAAAA